AAUUGGAAGAGCAGAAACAGUGUGCAGUAGAAAUAGAAAUUAAAUUUUAUUAUCGUAUUAUUUGUCCUGUUAUUUGCGUCUGUAGUUGUCGUGUUAUCAGUAACUGUUGCAAGUCCCGUAAUCUUCAAACGCGAUUUCGCGACUCCAAUGCUGUAUUAUUGUAUGUCAUUCAGACAACUGCCUAGCUCAGUCGUGCUGUGGUGUUUCCCAAAGCAGGUCUACGAGUUGAUUGUCCAAAAUGAUGGAAAUGAAAACGAUCCAUAAAAAGCGUUCCUCACCUGUUGCGACCGCUUCGGAGGAAGAAGGUGAAGAUACAAAUGGUAACACCACUGGAGAAAGUUUUCCUGUAACACUGAAACCUGGUUCAAAGAUUCGACCCAUCGUAACCGAUGAAGACGUCCGGAAACUAGCGGAGCGAUUGUAUGGUAUUAUCAUUCUGGAGAUGUGCGAGCUGAAUUCUUACGACGAUAAGAACUAUUUGAUUCAAGCGGACAGGUUAAUUAAGAAUCCGAUCCUCAAAACGGUCAGCACCAACGGGUAUGUGCUAAAGAUAGCUAAUUCCUUGGAUUCACGUGAAGAGCUGUUUUUCGAUGGUCAAACGCAGGUAAUGCAGCGAUUGCGUGACCGCGGUAUUAGUUGUCCGACGCCUGUCCCGAACAUAUUUGGCAAAUACCAUUCCGUAGAAACAUUGGGUGAAAGCAAGCACGUAGUUCGUCUUCUAGAGUACCUUCCGGGAAAGGUUUUCCACGGAGUGCCACAUCCCGAUCGGUUGUUUUAUCAGGCCGGUAUGUUCAUUGCACGUAUCGAUUCGGCUUUAAAGGGUAUUACACAUGAAGGAAUUCUUGAACGACAGUCUGUCUGGAUGCUGGACAAUUUUCUCCAGCUAGAAAAAUUUUUGUAUGUGAUCAAAGACGAACAGCACAAAGACAUAAUUGAGCAAGUACUCGUGGCGUAUCAGAAACAGUUUGUAGUAAAUCAAGAUCAGUUCGAGCGAGCUGUAAUAUAUGGAGACUUCAAUGAACACAACAUUAUUGUCAGCCGCAAAGAUGGCAAUGCAAAGGAUUACGACAUCGCAGGAAUAAUAGAUUUUGGCGAUGUUUGCCAUUCUUACUAUGUCUUUGAGCUGGCCAUUGCGAUGACCUAUAUGAUGCUGGAGUCAAACGAUUUGGACACCGGUGGUUUGGUUAUGGCCGGAUACAGUAUGUUGAGAAUGAUUCCUCCGCAUGAGAAAGCCGUUCUGAAAAUGGCUAUCGCCGCUCGGCUCUGUCAAAGUUUAGUUUUAGGCCUGUACACAUCGACGGUGGAUGAGCAGAAUAAGUACAUCCUGUCCUCACAGGCUCGGGGUUGGAGUCUGCUAGAAGCAUUAUGGGCCGAAAAGGAUAAAGAUAUUCUCGAACGGUGGGAAAAGGUGUCUGAGCAGUUUUUGACUCAAAGUUAAAGCUAAGUUUAAAACUUAGUUAUGUUAUUGGAUCGGCUAAGACAGAAAACUAGGAGGUGCAGAGAUUUCAAUUAUUGAAUUAUGGAGCAAUUAAAAGCAUGCCUUAGAACGUUAUGGAACAGCAGCUAGCAUAGAAAGUUUUAUUUUUAGAAAAUACGACUACGUUUAAUAAUAUACGUUAGUAAAUUGAUGAAUAAACUAAGUUGAGUUAAAAUGUAAGCAUUUCAGAGUUAAAUUAAUAUAAAAUAUACAGAAAAACAUUUUUUUUGCAAAAAUAUUGCAGGUUCAAA
This is a messenger RNA of Sabethes cyaneus, 1728 nucleotides long. Its product is annotated as hydroxylysine kinase. The record is from RefSeq and is a predicted model, not a curated record. NCBI's taxonomy places the organism in Eukaryota, Metazoa, Arthropoda, Insecta, Diptera, Culicidae. Gene Ontology annotation, molecular function: amino acid kinase activity. Bases 239 to 1438 code for a protein of 399 amino acids. The transcript has 3 exons.